Molecule: messenger RNA, 780 nt
Organism: Camelina sativa (false flax)
Lineage: Eukaryota; Viridiplantae; Streptophyta; Magnoliopsida; Brassicales; Brassicaceae
Source: RefSeq, a predicted model, not a curated record
AUGGAUUCAAAUGACUCCAUGAAUCCAUAUCAUCCCUCCUCUAGCUAUAUGAACCUGUUGCACAGUCAAAUUGAUAACCAAAACCUUGAAUACACUCCUCUUGAUAGUCCAAUUUCUGAAAUUUCAUCUGAACCUCCAUCCCCUCAAGAAAACUGCAAGUCAAGAAAAGCAUGGUUACCAACAGAUGAUAUCAUGUUGGUAAGCGCUUGGCUCAAUACUAGCAAGGAUCCGGUCACUUCCAAUGAGCAAAUACGUGGAGCCUUUUGGGGGAGGAUAACCGAUUACUUUCACUCCUGUCCGGAUGCUGUUGGUCGACCCAAGAGAGAGGCGAGUCACUGUAAGCAGAGGUGGGGGAGGAUAAACGACUUGGUGUGCAAGUUUGUUGGCUGUUACGAGCCUGCGACUAGGGAGAAGUCUAGUGGACAGAAUGAAGAUGAUGUGAUUUUUAAAGGUAAUGGAGUGAAAAGGGGAAGAGUGAGUAUUAAUGGGUCUGAACAGGAUGCACACCAACCGAUUGAUGUGGAUGAAUCAUUGCCCCGUCCUCCUGGUGUUAAGGCUGCCAAGGGGAAGUCCAAAAAAUCCUCUAACACCCAACCGAUUGAUGUGGAGGAAGAUGGGAAAGCUUACUUGGAGUUUCAGUUGGAGCGUGUGUCGAGGAUGUAUGAGAUGAAGCAGAAGGACUUCGAGUUGAAAGAGAGGGAGUUUGCUAUGCAGAAGGAGCAUAUCAAGCAUGUGAUGCUUGAUAAUCUGAUUGCUAAAAAGGAUUCACUAACUGAAUAA